Molecule: messenger RNA, 1209 nt
Organism: Lachancea nothofagi CBS 11611
Lineage: Eukaryota; Fungi; Ascomycota; Saccharomycetes; Saccharomycetales; Saccharomycetaceae
Source: the annotation of a GenBank genome assembly
AUGAGGAAAUCUGCAUUGCUGUCGGUCGACGCCUUUGCUAAGACUGAAGAGGAUGUACGAAUCCGUACCAGGUCCGGAGGUAUUAUAACCCUUUCAUGUAUCAUAGUAACAUUUUUACUGUUACUUAGCGAAUGGACCCAGUUGAAAGAGAUUGUUACGCGACCACAACUAGUUGUGGAUAGAGACCGUCACCUGAAGUUGGAUUUGAACAUGGAUGUAACCUUUCCACACAUUCCGUGCUAUUUGUUGAACAUGGACAUCUUGGACAGUGCUGGGGAAAUACAGCUGGAUCUGCUUGAAAGUGGGUGGAGCAAGACCCGUUUGGAUUCUUCAGGUCAAAAUCUGGGUACUGAAAAGUUCCACAUUGGCCAGGAUUCCAACAACGCUGGACCCGAGGACGAAAAUUAUUGCGGACCUUGUUACGGGGCCAAGGAUCAAACUCAGAACGAGCAAAAACCCAAGGAAGAACAAGUUUGUUGUCAGACCUGUGAAGAUGUGCGUUCGGCAUACAUGGAAGCGCAAUGGGCUUUUUUUGACGGCAAGAACAUAGAGCAAUGUGAGCGUGAAGGUUACGUGGAAAAAGUUAACAAACAUAUUAAUGAAGGUUGCAGGAUCAAAGGUAUGGCCAAGCUCAACAGAAUUGAAGGCAACUUACAUUUUGCACCCGGCAAAGCACACCGUAAUAAGCAGGGUCAUUUCCACGAUACUUCCCUCUACGAUAGAACGCCAAGCCUGAACUUCAAUCAUAUAAUCCACCACUUGAGUUUUGGUAAAGAGGUCGAGGAGACUCAAACCGAGAGCGUCUCCACCUCCCCACUAAAUGGCAGAGAUGUUAGGCCUGACUACGACACGCAUUCUCACCAGUUCUCUUACUUUGCCAAAAUUGUUCCAACAAGAUUUGAGUAUCUAAAUGGAGUCAAGGUAGAAACUACACAGUUCAGUGCUACCUACCACGAGCGGCCCAUUCGCGGUGGUCCGGACUCAGACCAUCCAAACACACUACACAGUCGCGGAGGGUUUCCAAGUGUGUAUUUUUACUUCGAGAUGUCGCCGCUAAAAGUCAUCAACAAGCAGCAAUACGCGCAGUCAUGGUCUGGUUUUUUGCUGAAUUGUAUCACAAGUAUCGGGGGUGUACUAGCCGUGGGCACUGUGGUGGACAAAGUCACAUACAAAGCUCAAAGAUCUAUAUGGGGCAAGAAGAGUUCGUGA